Molecule: messenger RNA, 3705 nt
Organism: Parnassius apollo (apollo)
Lineage: Eukaryota; Metazoa; Arthropoda; Insecta; Lepidoptera; Papilionidae
Source: the annotation of a GenBank genome assembly
AUGGGCGCGGUGCUUACGGAAGCGCCUGGCACUGCCGAUGGUUGUUUCCAUGCGUCCGAUGAGAACAGUGCGGUGGAGUGCAAUGUACGAACACUGUCGGACAGAGACGUCGUCGGUUCGAUGCACUCGGAGGGCGCGCAGCGGCUCGCAAUCCGCUGCGGGCCCCAACUUGCCGAGAGCACGCUCAGGGACCAUCACUUCGGGAGGAUGCAAGGUUUGGCAGAGGUCUCUAUAUAUAACUGUAAGCUUCUCCGUCUCCCCGGUAACGCUUUCGAGGGUUUACGAGGCCUGAAAACAUUGAGAAUACGUUCUAUGAACAACGAAUGGGGACACAAUAAAGAGUUGGAUUUGUCUCUCGGUGCCUUUAAUGGCCUAAGAGAAUUGCACACGUUGGAUUUAGCGUACAACAAUAUCAGGAAAAUACCUUCGGAACUUUUCUGCGCAUUGGAAAAUGUGAUUUCACUUAAUUUAACUCGAAAUAAAAUAAAGUUCGUCGAUGAAUUAGGCUUCGGUCAUAAAUGUGGAUCGACACUCCAAACAAUAGAUUUGAGCUAUAACGAUAUCAUGUCUUUGCCAGCUGACUCCGAAAUACUACAUCUGCGGAGGCUUACACAACUAUUCCUGCAAAAUAAUAAGAUAAAUGAAUUGCCGGGCGAGGUCUUCAGCGAUUUAUUGUCGUUGAAAGUUGUGAACUUUUCAGAUAACGCUAUAAAUUAUUUACCAGAGAGCUUAUUCAAAAAUUCAAGAGAAAUUCGUGAGAUUUAUUUGAAAAACAAUGAACUGGAAAUAUUGCCUAAGAGAAUAUUUAAUAGGUUGGAACAAUUACUCGUUUUAGAUCUUUCAGCGAAUAAAUUGAAGAGCGACCACAUAGAAGAUGAAACGUUCGGGGGUUUAAUAAGAUUAAUCGUGCUCGACCUGUCACACAACUCGAUUGUACGGAUCGCGCGAAAUAUGUUUAAGGACUUGUUCUUUUUACAAAUACUCAAUUUAAGUAAUAAUUCUAUAGGGUACAUCGAAGACAACGCGUUUUCUCCACUUUUCAAUUUACAUACUCUAAAUUUGGGUCAAAAUAAAUUGAAUACCAUAGACGAUCACAUAUUCAACGGACUUUUCAUUUUAAAUAAGUUAAACUUGAACAAUAAUUUGCUGUCCUACAUUAGCGAAAACGCGUUCCGAAACUGUUCAGAUUUAAAGGAGUUAGAUUUAAGUUCAAACAAGUUGACGAAGGUCCCUGAAGCAAUUUUGCAAUUAUCGUUCUUAAAGUCAUUAGAUUUGGGUGAAAAUUUAUUAACAGAAAUAGCAAAUAAUACAUUUCAUAAUUUGCCGCAGUUGACCGGGUUGCGUUUAAUCGACAAUCAAAUUGGAAACCUUACAGCAGGCAUGUUCUGGGGUUUGCCGAGCCUGCAAGUACUCAAUUUGGCGAAAAAUAAAAUACAGAUGAUUGAGACCGAAACCUUUCAAAGGAACACGCAACUGGAAGCCAUUCGCUUGGACGGUAACUUUAUUUCUGAUAUAAAUGGGGUAUUUGUAUCGUUGACGAAGUUGUUGUGGUUAAAUCUAUCCGAAAAUCACUUAGUGUGGUUUGAUUAUGCUUUUAUUCCGGGUAAUUUGAAAUGGUUGGAUAUUCACGCUAACUUUAUAGAGAUUCUUGGUAAUUACUAUAAAAUUCAGAAAGAAUUACACGUGAAGACGUUGGACGCAAGCCAUAACCGAAUUGUUGCUUUAUCGCCCAUGUCCAUACCGAACAGCAUCGAGCUUCUGUUUAUAAACAAUAAUUUUAUUUCCAACAUAGAGAUAGACACGUUUCGGGACAAGAAUAAUUUGACACGCGUCGAUAUGUAUUCAAAUGCAAUCGAGAGCUUAGAUAUAAAUAGUUUGCGUAUUUCGAGAACGGCAGACGAGCGACCACUGCCUGAGUUCUAUAUUAGCGGUAAUCCUUUCCGUUGCGAUUGCACAAUGAAAUGGUUACUUUUAAUUAAUUCAAUGACGUCUAGGCAAUACCCGCGUAUAAUGGAUUUAGAUAACGCUAUAUGUAAAGAGUCUUACGUUCGCGGAGCCAAAUACAUCCCUGUCAGCUCGCUUCAUUUAAAAGAAUUUUUAUGCAAAUACGAGAGUUAUUGUCCUGAAGAUUGCGGCUGUUGUGAUUUCAAUUUCUGUAACUGUAAAACUGUCUGUCCUACGAACUGUUCAUGUUAUCACGACUCAACGAAAACCACAAAUGUUGUAGAUUGUUCCGUAAAACAAUUUAACACAGUCCCAAUAGAAUUUCCUAUAAGUGCCACGCAUAUUUAUUUAGAUGGAAAUGUUUUUUAUGAACUCAACGAUACUGUUUUCGUUUCCAUGCAUAGAGCUGUCGUUGUGUAUUUAAAUUCAAGUAACAUCGUGAACAUUCAUAACAACUCAUUCAAUGCACUCGUCGAUCUACGAAUACUACAUUUAGAUAACAAUAAGUUGAAACGUUUACGAGGCCUCGAGUUUUCGAAGUUGAGCAACUUAAAAGAAUUGUAUCUUCAAAGUAAUGCUAUUGAAUUUAUUUCAAACGUAACUUUUUCCUUUUUAGACUCUCUCGAAGUUUUACGCUUGGAUGGAAACAGACUCGUAAAUUAUGGCCUGUGGCAUUUGGACAAUAAUAAAAAGUUACAAACGCUGUUUAUCGGCGGUAACCGUUGGUCAUGUGACUGUAAAUAUUUACAAGGUUUCCUAACUUACAUAUCCCAGAACGAUGAAAAAGUUGUAGACGUUCAUAAUUUGUCGUGUUGGAAUGACAAAAUGAACCCAGUGAAAAAACCUUUGAAUUUAAAUGUGACAAUUUGUAGUGAAAUAAGUGAUUCUUCAGUGAUAAGCGCCCUUUUCGUCUCCAAUAACUUACCAUUACUCGCAUCGGUUCUCACUGGUUUCAUGCUCAUUUUAUUAAUUUUGGCUUUAGUAUUCACGUUCAGAUACGCUUGCAGAAUGUGGUUGUAUUCAAAUUGCGGCAUUAAGCUCUCUCCGCUAGCGGGUGCCUUUAAUGACGCUGAUAAGCUUUAUGACGCUUAUAUUUGUUAUAGUCCUAAAGACGAGGAGUUCGUUAUAGAAUCUUUGGCACAGGAGCUUGAAAAUGGUUAUCCCUCUUAUCAUCUCUGUUUACAUUACAGGGAUGUUCCUCAAUUCGAGGCCACUUACGCUCAAUUCCCUGAUUUGGUAGUCGAAGCUACUGAAGCAUCGAGACGUAUAAUUGUGGUAUUAACUAAGAAUUUUCUUUUAACAGAAUGGUCACAAAUAGAGUUCCGACAAGCAUUACAAAAAGCUCUCCGAAAAAAUCCAAAUAAAUUAAUAAUAGUCACCGUAGGGCUCGUUCCACGAGAUCCGGAAUUGAAAUCGUAUUUCAAAACAGGUUUAGAGAUAACAUGGAAAGAGAAACGGUUUUGGGAAAGAUUACGCUACGCUAUGCCAUCGUCGAAGCGACGAGGGCAAAAGUUGAAAAGGCUCAAUUAUGGAAGAAACUCGAAUACAUACACAAUGGAUGCUUCAGUAUUGAAUACUACCUGCCAGACGUUGUGUGGCAAGUCUGCUAAUUCCGCAGAGCGAUCGCCUUGUGAUCGACCUCUUUCAGAGCACAUUUAUUCAACUAUUGAUUCGGAUUAUUCGUCUACUGAUUUCCAUGGCCGUCACAAUCAACCACAUUCUGUUGUUUUACAGCACACUGUGCAAACGUACCUGGUGUAG